CUUCUUUUCUGAGAGACAGGAUGUGCAAUUUUUUACAGAAUUAUAUCAUUUAGAGUCUCUACCUCUUCCCCUCAGUUUUAUUCCCAUUUUCAUUCCUAUUUUCCUGUUAUUUUUCUCCUUCCUCUCCUUUUGCUCACAUACAGCCAUUAAGAUCUUUGCUCUCAUUGGAAGUAUUGUGAGCUAUUGUGAAUUUCUAAUUAAUAAAAACACAGCGGAAGGUCUGUACUUUUGCUUCUGUUUUCUCUCAACCGCCUAAUCAUUCUACUUUUGCCUAGUUGAGUCUGGGAAAAGCCAGACUUGAAGAAGUGCUCUAUGUAGCUCAAAAGCAUGUCUCUUUCUCUUACAGAAGUUGGUCCAAUAAAGAUAUUACCUCACCCACCUUGUCUCUAAUAGUUGGGACCAACAUGGCUACAACAAUACUGCAAGUAACAGUGGAAAGUCUCUACUUUUACUUCUGUGCUCUUUCACUUCCUAAUCAUUUUACUUUUGCCCUAUUUGUUGUUUUAUUUGCAGUAUUUACUCCAAAAGUCUCAAAUAUUGUAUGUGAGCCCAGUAUCCCUGAGAGUGGGGAGGCCGUCACAUUAUCUUGCCAGGUGACAGAUUACCACCCAGCAGAGUGUCAGGUGCGCUGGAUGAGAGGCUUUGAAGAACUCACCGAGGCUGCAAUUAAAACCCAGGACCCUCAACUUGAUACAGCAACAAAUCUGUACCACAGAGUAAGCCAGGUGACAUUUACACCUGAACCUGAGGACCAUGCAGUAGAGUUCACUAUUGAAGUCAUCCAUUGCAACAGAAGUACAAAGAAGUCCCAUCCCCUCAUGUUAAAAGGUUUCCCAAGAAUUACAAGUAUUGUUCUUAGUCCAAAUGAUGUGGAGUAUGGAAAACCCCUUUCUCUGACCUGCAAAAUCAUGGAUUUCUAUCCCAACGAUAUUCAAGUCCGGUGGUUUCAGGAGAACGAUGAAAUCAAGAAGGGUUCAUCAGUACAAGAGCCAAAGCAGGAUACAAGGGGCCUUUUCUGCACAUCUUCUGCUCUUCAGCUAAUACCCUCUGCUCGAGAUUAUGGCAGAAAGAUUGGUGUAAUGGUGAUGCACAAGACUCUGACAAAGCCCAUUAGAAAAAAUGUGUAUCUAAAACUCCCAGCAAAGUCUCCUGCCGUUUCUAAGAUUAGAGCAACACCCACAUCACUGAAGGUCAAUGAGACUGUCUGUCUUGAAGUUUCCAUAUCAGAUUUUGCGCCGGAAAAUAUAAAAGUUGCAUGGUAUAAAGACUGGUCAGAGUUACCUAAAGACAACCAUAACAUAGAUACUCAAAUUGGAAAAAAUGGUUUAUGUUUCUCUACACUGAAAACACAAUUUACUAUUAAUGCAUCUGAUAAUGGAAAAAUGUUCAGAUGUGAGGUUAUUCAUCCAGCAACGAACUCCUGCACAGAGAAAAGGUUUAUAUUGAAACUCGAUGAUUUUUCUACCAGCACUGGAGAUAUCCAGUCAGAGUAUGUAUAUCAGAACUACACAUUGA
Terrapene triunguis (Three-toed box turtle) is the source of this 1515-nucleotide messenger RNA. Its product is annotated as Ig gamma-2A chain C region. The annotation marks the transcript as partial. The record is from RefSeq and is a predicted model, not a curated record. The transcript is spliced from 4 exons. Lineage: Eukaryota; Metazoa; Chordata; Testudines; Emydidae.